GUUGCUGCAGGAGUCGUCGAUCCGAGACCAUCCUCCAACCCAGCGGCUCCUAGACCGAUCGAACGGAUUGUUAAACGCGAAGCAGUAGAGCCCGCCGAAAUGAAGGAAUCAACUGUGGAGGACAAGGACGACAUGGACAAGGCUGAAACCUUUGGCUUUGGUUACCACAAAGUGAUCCACGUGUAUCCCAGCUCUUACUAUCCGGGAUACAACUAUCCGGGAUACUAUCCGGGAUACAACUAUGGGUAUGGCAAUCCCUAUGGCUACAGCGGAUACGGUGGUGGCUAUGGAGGCUAUGGAGGCUACUACUACUAA
Anopheles cruzii is the source of this 315-nucleotide messenger RNA. RefSeq names its product keratin-associated protein 19-2-like. The annotation marks the transcript as partial. The record is from RefSeq and is a predicted model, not a curated record. The transcript has a single exon. Lineage: Eukaryota; Metazoa; Arthropoda; Insecta; Diptera; Culicidae.